AUGGUAAGGAUCGGCUGGAAAAGAUCGAGCCGUAGGCGGGACACUACUAAUCAUAUCGGUGACAUUAUUCGUCUAUUACACGAUAUGGGCACUAAUAAUGGUUCACCAUUUGUGGAUGAAGGCCAUCCACUACACGAGUUCUUUCCUGACCGCAUAUAUGCAAUUCGUAUACCCGUUGUACUAUUGCUGUUUGGUCUGACGGUGGUGUUUACGUUCGUGGCGUUGGUCAUGAUAAAGAGUGGGAAGAAGGAAGUGAAGAAAUCACAGUAG
This is a messenger RNA of Ambispora leptoticha, 270 nucleotides long. NCBI's taxonomy places the organism in Eukaryota, Fungi, Glomeromycota, Glomeromycetes, Archaeosporales, Ambisporaceae. The record is from the annotation of a GenBank genome assembly.